AUGGCCAAGGGCAGCGGCCAGGGGGGCAAGGGCAAGGCCAGCAACAAGAACGGCGACACGAAGAGCGCCGCACAGGUGACCGUCAAUCUCACCAAGGAGUGGUGCUGGCAGUGCGGGCAGCACUGGAAGGCGCCAAAGUCACUACAGCCUGCCGACGCUCAGGCCUGCCCGUGGCGGGCGAACGUGCAGCAGGACAGCCCGACAGAUGACAAGGGCACGGACUACAGCGGGGUCAUCCAAAAGAUCCAGGCGGCGUACGACGCAGCCGAGAAGGUCGGGAAGGUUGAUGCCAAACCAUUGCAAGCAGUUCUAGACAUGGUCCGUGCCCAGCGUGAUUCUGAGAAGACACCGAUGCAGAUGGCUCAGUCAAUAACCCAGAAGCUCGGGCAAAAGCAAAAGGCUCUGGAACGCCACAAGUCAGCCCUCGAAGAGUUCACUCAGGAGGCGUUGGAGGCGGAGUUGAAGCUAGCCAUGAAGAAGGAGAAGGUCGCGAAGGAGGAGGCAGCCAUCGAGGCCUGCAUCAGCGACAUCGCGAGGCUGGGGGAGGAGCAGAAGCUGUGGCUCGGCAAGGCUCGGGGAGAGCAGCAGCCCAAGCCAGCAGCGGCACAGGUGGCCGAGUCCUUCAACGGGCUUCAGGCGGCCUUGGAGGCGCUGGGCUCGGCGGCUGCUGGGGACCCCAGCCUCGUCCGCGCGUUCACCGACUUCGCCGCGGCGCUGAAGGCACACGGGCAGCAG
Messenger RNA from Prorocentrum cordatum, 735 nucleotides. Lineage: Eukaryota; Dinophyceae; Prorocentrales; Prorocentraceae. The record is from the annotation of a GenBank genome assembly.